Molecule: messenger RNA, 11138 nt
Organism: Anolis carolinensis (green anole)
Lineage: Eukaryota; Metazoa; Chordata; Lepidosauria; Squamata; Anolidae
Gene: ppp1r9a
Product: protein phosphatase 1 regulatory subunit 9A
Exons: 21
Coding region: 198-4367 (1389 amino acids)
Biological process (GO): calcium-mediated signaling; actin filament organization; neuron projection development
Cellular component (GO): cytoplasm; actin cytoskeleton; dendrite
Molecular function (GO): actin filament binding
Source: RefSeq, a predicted model, not a curated record
UGCACCAACAUUUUCUUUUGGAAGUCAUCGGGUUUCCCAUGUGAGUUUUGCUGGUCCGUAUCUAGAGGAUGCUCCUCUGCCCCCGAAUAUGGCCUUGGUGAAAUCUAGUGCCUUUUAAGCACAUCCUGCCAAUCUCGGUGGAAUUGGUUGGAUACCGCAGCCGCUAUGUAUGUUGGUUUAACAUUCCAAAAGUAAACAUGAUGAAGACGGAGUGUUCAGGGGAAAGGUCGACCCUCCGCAGUGCUUCUCCUCACAGGAAUGCAUAUAGGACUGAGUUCCAAGCGUUGAAAAGCACCUUUGACAAACCCAAAUCCGAUGGGGAACAAAAGACAAAAGAUGGAGGAGAGGCUUCUCAGCAAACCAGGGGGAGGAAAUAUGGAUCUAAUGUCAACAGGAUUAAAAAUUUAUUCAUGCAAAUGGGCAUGGAGCCCAAUGAGAGCGGUAGUGGCAUGGCAAAGACCAGAAGUAAAGGGGGGCAGCUGUCACCUCAAAGAAGAAUUAAGCCUAAAGAAUUUGUGGAGAAAGGAGAUGGAUCUGUUGUGAAGUUGGAGUCUACAGUUUCAGAAAGGAUUAGUAGGUUUGAUGCUAUGCACGAUGGUCCUUCAUAUUCCAAGUUUACCGAAACACGGAAAUUGUUUGAAAGAAAUACUCAUGAACCAGGGCAUUCUAGUCACUUCUCCCCAAAGAAAGAGAGAUCGGUUUCCAAUAAUGAACUUCAGGACGAAUGGUGCAGUUCCAAGUCUAACAGGGGAAGUUCAGAUUCCCUGGACAGCCUUAGUUCAAGGACAGAGGCAGUUUCCCCCACAGUGAGUCAACUUAGCGCAGUGUUUGAAAAUACAGAUGCACAGCAAAGUAUUGUUUCAGAAAAAGCAGAGAACAAUGAAGAGUACUCCGUAACUGGUCACUAUCCGCUAAAUUUGUCUUCAGUGGACACAGAUCUAUCGUCCACUGUCACAAAGCACGAUGAUUUUAGCCCCAUUAAAGAUGCCAAUACUUGGCCUGUAGCCAAAGAAAGCACCACUUCUGUAUCUGUUGAGAAGUCUAAACAAGUCAGUAGUAGAUCUCCAUCCGCUAAUGAAAUUUCUAAAAGCACUUUGCCUGAUGUAAAAACAACUGGAAUACAAAACAAGGGUACCUGCUGUGAUUUUGUUGACACCUGUGAAACCACUAAGCCAGAAUCAGUAGAUGGGCCCAAAAGACAGAAUGCUAGUGAAAUCUUUACCAGGAAUAAGGCAGAAAUAGAGCCUGAAGUUCAAUCUUUGGAGCAGAAAAAGAUCUCAGAUGGAGCUGAAGGAACAGAAAUAUCAGGAAAUUUAAUAGCUGGUGAUAACGUUGCAAUUACUGAAGCCACACAUUCUGUUGGCACCCACUGUGAAGAUACAAAUGGAAAGGAAGCUCAGGAAGACUUGAAUAACUUUCAGAGUACUCAUGUGUACAUGCACUCUGAUUACAAUGUCUACAGGGUACGAUCAAGAUAUAAUUCCGACUGGGGAGAGACAGGAACAGAACAAGAUGACCAGGAAGACAGUGAUGAUAAUUAUUCUUAUGAACCUGACACAGAAUGUUCUGAAAUUACUGGAUUGCCAGAAGAAGAUGAUAUCCCAACAAACAGGAAGAUUCAGUUUAGUAGUGCGCCAAUUAAGGUUUUCAACACAUACUCAAAUGAAGACUAUGACAGGAGAAAUGAUGAAGUUGACCCCGUGGCUGCAUCAGCUGAAUAUGAAUUAGAGAAACGCGUGGAGAAACUGGAACUUUUCCCAGUAGAGCUCCAAAAAGAUGAAGACGGACUUGGCAUCAGUAUUAUUGGAAUGGGAGUAGGAGCAGAUGCAGGCCUCGAGAAACUGGGCAUAUUUGUCAAAACUGUAACAGAAGGUGGAGCAGCAGAAAGAGAUGGCAGGAUUCAAGUAAAUGACCAAAUUGUAGAAGUUGAUAGAAUCAGUCUGGUCGGAGUUACACAAAAUUUUGCUGCAACUGUUCUCCGAAAUACCAAAGGAAAAGUCAGGUUUAUAAUUGGCAGAGAAAAGCCAGGGCAAAUGAGCGAAGUGGCUCAGUUGAUUAGCCAGACCUUAGAGCAAGAACGUCGCCAGAGAGAGCUUUUGGAACAACACUAUGCACAGUAUGACGCAGAUGACGAUGAGAGUUGGAGAGCAAUGGUAAACCUUUCCCAGUUUUGUAAAUGUGAAUUAACAUGCAGCUGUAUUGCUCCAGUUGUGUGCCUUCAAGUCAUUUCUGAUCGUACUCAGAGAAAAUUUCAUGGAACCUCAGGCAACUACAAUAAAAAUAACAACUGUUAUCUUAAAAAGACAGGGGAAUAUGCCACUGAUGAAGACGAGGAUGACAUGGGGCCUAUCCUUCCAGGAGGAGAUAUGGCCAUCGAAGUGUUUGAGCUUCCUGAAAACGAGGACAUGUUUUCCCCAGCAGAACUGGACACUAGCAAACUAGCUCACAAAUUCAAAGAGUUGCAGAUCAAACAUGCAGUUACAGAAGCUGAGAUUCAGAAGCUGAAAACAAAGCUGCAGGCUGCUGAGAACGAGAAAGUAAGGUGGGAGCUGGAGAAGAACCAACUUCAGCAGAACAUUGAGGAGAAUAAGGACAGGAUGAUGAAACUCGAGAGCUACUGGAUUGAGGCGCAAACCUUGUGUCACACUGUCAAUGAACAUCUGAAGGAGACUCAAAGCCAAUAUCAGGCCCUAGAGAAGAAAUACAACAAAGCCAAGAAACUGAUUAAGGACUUUCAGCAAAAAGAACUUGAGUUUAUUAAACGACAAGAAGCUGAAAGAAAAAAAAUAGAAGAUCUGGAAAAAGCCCAUUUUCUCGAAGUUCAAGGUUUACAAGCUCGCAUUAGAGAACUGGAAACAGAGGUGUUCAGAUUACUGAAGCAAAAUGGAAGUCAAGUUAACAACAACAAUAACAUCUUCGAGAGGCACACGUCUCCUGGAGAAGUCUCAAGAGGAGAUGCAAUGGAAAACCUUGAUACAAAACAAGUGUCCUGCCUGGAUGCCUUAAGUCAAGAUUUUAAUGAAGCGGUCCCUGAGACAGAAAGGUUGGACUCCAAAGCACUGAAGACUCGUGUACAGCUUUCAGUAAAGAACAAAAGGUCAAGACCAACGAGAACAAGACUCUAUGACAGCAUCAGCUCUACAGAUGGAGAGGACAGCCUUGAAAGAAAGCCAUCGUACGGUCAUGGUAGCCCCACACACAUUACAAAAUCACAACUUUCCAUGUGUGUGAGAGCAUCCUCACCAGCAUCAGAUUCUGGUGCAUCUUCCCUUUCCCCCAUGGGUAGCGCAACAUUUGCAUUUGACAACAUACCUGGAAACCAGAGCAAAGAACAGCAGGACCUGAGUUUUGUAUGUUCGCAUGGAGGGACUCCACUCUCCUCUCCUUCAAAAUCCUGCCAGAGCUAUGAAGCAUCGCCUGUGCACCAUCCAACCAGAAGGAAUGUCUUCCAUCAUGAAGAUGGUGCCACAGGUAUCCAGUCACCAAGAGCAUCCAGCCCUUCUCUGGGGCAUAUAAGGAAAAUAAAACAAACAUUUGUAGAUCUUGGGGCUCCCUUGAGAAAGAGUUCAAACAAGGGCAAGAAGCGACGGGAGAGAGAACCAGUUAGGGUCUCAACUGGCUGCAGGACAACUAAGGAGCUGUUGGAGUUUUCAGCAGGUCGACCCUCUUUAAUCAAGCGUUCCACCUCUCUCCCGCAUAACACUAUGCCAUUUACAUGGUAUGGAGAGAGCAGCAAGAGAUCCAAUUCUUCCAGCAAUCUGCCUUCACCUACCAGUUCAACUGAUCCUUCUUCUGAAAACCUAAGCCCAGCUAAAAAGGGGUCCAAGAACUUAACUUUCAACGAUGACUUCAGUCCAAGCAGCACUAGUUCAGCUGAUCUGAGUGGAUUAGGAACAGAACCGAAAACCCCAGGAUUUUCACAUUCCAUAGCAUUAUCAUCAGAUGAGAGCUUGGAUAUGAUUGAUGAUGAGAUACUUGAUGAUGGACAAUCUCCCAAACACAGCCAGUCCCCAAAUUGGGCCCUUCAGGAAUGGAGUGUGCAGCAGGUUUCCAACUGGUUAGUGAGCCUGAAUUUAGAACAGUAUGUUCCUGAAUUCAGUACCCAAAACAUAAACGGAGAGCGUCUCCUUCAGAUGGAUGGUAGUAAACUUAAGGCCCUUGGCAUGACAUCUUCUCAGGACAGAGCUGUCGUUAAAAAGAAAAUUAAAGAAGCAAAAGUGUCUAUAGAGAAAGCGCGCAGAGCUCAAGAGAAGAUGGAGAAGCAAAGGGAAAAACUUCGGAAGAAGGAAAAAGAGCAAUUUCAGAGGAAGUCCCGGAAAGUGGAGAAGAGGUCACCGGAUUCAAUGGAGGGUGCUACUGAACAGUGAUGCAUAAGAAUUACUUCUUUUAGGAAAAAAGACAUUUCAGGGGAGAAAUUCGAAGCCAGGACUGUUUCUUUCCCAUCUUGGUUACACAGAGCUCUGUGUCCAUAUCUGAGGUUUUAACUCGAAUAAAUGAACUCAGUUUCCUUCAGUUGCAGAACACGCUGGUACUUUUAACAUAACCUGCAGCCCUAGACUGAAAUUGUGUUCUCACGACUGGGACUGAAAAACUAGCUGUUCAACUUGGGGCCAGCACAGGCAGCCUUUUUAUCUGCCCCACGCCCCCCAUUAUAUCCCCUUAUUAUCCUUGUUGUGUCUGGUUCCCUUCUUAACCAGUAGGACGCAGUAUUACAUCGCUUGCUUUGCUUUGAACUCUGAACCACCUCUGGAAAACGGGAAAUCUCAAGAAGUUUCAAUGGACUGGUGAAAGCAAGUAAACUUAAGUCAACUGGAUAUUGGUUAUUGUUGAAUUUUAGGGGGAGAACUGCUAGCGUUGGCAUUUCAUGCUUCUGGGAGAUGGGCUUCAGUUCACCUCGGUGCUCAGGGGAGAUGUUGCUUUGUCUCUACAGAGCAUGGUUUCAGGAUGUGGAGACAAUACGUUGGCGGAUGCCAUGUGCCCGUUGCAGAGUAAACAGUCUUCAUGAUGAUCAGGCGGGAAGGCAACUCCCCCAUUGUCCCUCUGCUUCCCAAACACCGCUCAUGUGAAUUAUACAGGAAGGAAAGCUAGGCCUUAACUUGCUUACACAGGACUAGAGAGUAACAUUUACCCUCUGGAUUUCUGAAUGAGGCUGACUCUCUAAGAUAGUUAGUUGGCUUGUGUUAGAUCUUUCAGAUAAUAGUUUUUCAUUUGAUGGGGGACAUGUCUAGUGACACUUUCCUGUAGCAUGCUGUAAGCUCAUUACUUCCAACAGAUACUGAACAGGUCCUUCCUUCCUUCUUUCCUUCUUUCUUUCUUUCGUGAGAAAUAUGCCCUACCUCCAGGUUUGGUUUUAGUACGUGGUAUGAUGCAAGGAGACGGGCAUUAGGUGAAUGAGGGCAAAGUGAGUUUUAUUAUAGAACUGGAAUUUAGCUUGCUUGUAAAACUAAUUGAAGGAAAGAGAUUUCCUUGAAUGUGCACUUUUAAAACACAGGAAAGGAAAUGACAAGACAAUGUGAGUUUUAUACUUCAAUGUCCUGUUAGUAGAGCGAUGCACUGGAAAAGAAAUCUAAAGUCAGCAUACAAGAGUAGUCCAGAGAAAUGAGGCAGGAACUCUUUAGAAAGCUCAUUUUCAACAACUUUCUAAUUUGGAUUUUUCUGAGACACAGCAGCCCUUAAACAGCCUGGAUAUGAUCCAACUAAAUUUGAGUGUGUUUAAAUGAUAUUAGUUUCAUUGGGAGUUAUUUGAUCACUUAUUUCAAUCUUGAAAAAUAUUUUAGAUGGUUUGCAUCCUUCACUAUUUUGCCAAAUGAUGUCCACUCUGAAAAUACACAGUUGGGAUUGAAUUUUAACCAUCUGUUGGGCGGCUAAUUAAUUUUGGCAUUCUAUCGAUGCUGCAUUUCACAGUAGACACUAAGGUUGAGUUCAAAUGAUGAAUGGGUUCUGUCAAUCAUAUACUUCACUUUACCAUCCAGGUUUCCUUUAAAGCCUAGCAGUUCGUAACACUGGAAUGUCAUAACAAAGUCUGGUAGCUAUGAGGUCACACAUUUUCCUCUACUGCAACAUGGUCAUCUAUCUACAUGAUAAUGACUGUAAUUCCCAUAGCAACAAAGAUCUACCAAAGGACUUUCAUAUUAAAUAACCUGUUUGCUUUGGCAGUUGCUUGUGUGACAAGAGGAAAAAAGGACCAGGGUUGCAGCAAGGACCCAUUGAUUGGAAGAUGCUUCUCCUUAGGGACCAAAUGCAACAGAAAACCUAACAACGGACUUGGUCAAACUAGGGUCCUUCGGUUUACUUAGGAGAUUAAGUGGUGAUAUUUAGACAAAAGAAGAAUAUCUGGGAGAAACUGGAAAUGUACUAUUUUAACUAUGAAGUUGGUAAAUGCAUUCGAUGCUCAUUUUCCUUUUUAAGUUAUGUUUACAUGCUGGUAAUUUAACGUGGAUGUAUAUACUAGUUCGGUCCAUGGGCACAACUUUCUGCUUUAUAUUAUUUAUGCUGUUCCUGUUGUUUUUCUAAGAUCCCCGUGGGUUAUAUUGCGUUGUACAUGGACUUUGCAUUUCUACUGUUUAGAACCAUGCAAACUGGAUUUUAAUGCUUCAGAUAACUAAUUUGAUUUGUGUCUUGUAAUUAUUCAUUUUUUGUUCAUUACUACUUUAGAGCUCAGCAUUGAAUUUUAACCUGACUUUUUUGUUGUUGUUGUUAAUGUGAAAGCCAUCCAGAUUUAAAGUGUGCAUGUGUGUCUGGAAGGGGAGACUCUCUGGUACUGAAGAAAUCAAAAUAUAAAAUAUAUUUGCCUUCUGUGUACAAACAAUUAGAAUGGACCAGGAAAGUCUGGGUUCUGCUCCUCACUAUAGGAAGAGGAUGUAUUUUUCAUGUUGCUCCUGCUUCUGUUUCCUCUUCUGUUUUUGUGUGAAAUAUUUGGCAUAAUUACAGCAUGGAUAUUUCUUCAGAUGUUUCUGAUCUUACCUCUAGGAAUCUUCUCUCUUUUUUUAAAAAAAACCUGGAAGCGUGAUUCUGAUGUCAUGGGAGGGAUCGUGUGAUGUGAAGGUUGCUGAGAUGCUGAGCUUGAAAAUGUUCUUGUUUUGGGGUUUUGCCCUGAAGUGGUGCCCAUGCAGCAGAUACAGUAUCUUUGCUGCUGGCAUCAUAAAUGAUGGGGAAAUAGCCUCUUGCCAAAGCCACCAAGGCCACUGAAAUCCAAGCCAGCUUCAAUGCUCAGAGUUCUGGAGUGAACAGCCGUUUGGAUAGACAGCCAGAGCGGUAUAUCCACAAGUAUAUCUUUUGUGCUAAACGGGAAUCCCUUGCUGGUUCCUCCAUCACACCAGAAUCUAAGAAGGGGCUGUGCUUGUUCUUUCCUUCCUUGCUAGUUCAUAUAGUGCCCAUUUUAAAACAUCCCAAAGCAGGUAAUGGCAUUCUGAUUUCAGCAUAUCUUCAUACAAAACAAAAGCAAUGAAAGAAGCAUGUUUGCCCCUAAAUUGUGACAAGAGCAAACCGUAAUUUCUUCUCUAUUGAUUCCCUUACAAUUCAGCAGUUUCCUACUUGUUUUAGUAACUGCUAAGGGGGCACACUCUCUAUUUGGGUUGCAGGCUGAGCCUUUACAAUACUUCAGUUUGCAUGACAGAACCUCUCCUGAUAGUGCAGCCGGGGUUGGUGUUAGGAGUUGGAAAAACAUGACAAUUGCCAAUGUCCACUAUGAGUACCAUGAUUUGGCCAAGGUGGACACUCCCUUUCUGAGACUCCAGUGCUGUACUGCUAUUGUAAUAGGGAGCUGAUCAGAAUUAGACUUACAACUUACUGAUCUUAUAUGCUGGAAUGGAGCCUUGAGAUGACAUCUCUGGAGUAAGUACUUUUGGUCCUGUGUGUGUAGAAAACUCCGCUCAUGAUGCUUAGAUGGCUAAGAAGACAAAUUCUUGGUGUUGCUGCUGCUCUUUGCAACAGUAGAUUGCAAAGUCAGAUUCUUUGGAAAGGCAGAUUCCCAAAGAAAGAAAACUCGUUUAUUGCGUAACCAGUGUUUCUUUUAAAUACUGAAAGAAAGGGUGUGAUUAAAACUUUAAAAAGAUGUAGGUUAAGAUCUUGCAUGAAGCACAUAGCCACAGUGCCCCCCAAAAGCCACCUUAAAAGCCAGUCAGCUGUCCUGAGUGACAGAGUACUGCUUGCAAGUGGGGCAUUUCUGAGAUGAUCUGAGCAGCCUCCUCUUGCCAGCUGUGAAGAACAGAAGCAAGGAGCCCUGCAAGGUCCUGUCUUUCUUGCAGCAUUAUUCAUUGGUUGGAAGAGAUUGUCAUGUCCUUCAGAGCCCCACUCGUUAUACAAUCUCUGCUGCUCAGAUAGCUGAUGGGCUUCUAAAGUGGAUUUCAUCAUUGGUUGUUGUGGCAGUAUUGCCAUGACUGUGAAUGAGUAUAUGAAACAGUGACAACGUCCUAAGUCCAACUUAGGGCAUUGUAGCUGGCUGAGAGGAUGCCAGCCACUACUGUUUGAAUUGGCUACAUAGUUGGUCAACCUAAAUAUUAAAAUAUUCUUUGAAAAAUAGGGGUUGGGAUACGAAAUAAAAGAUCAGAAUUGAUUGCGCACAAUGAUUAUUUGAUUUUCAGCUGGAAGUUAUCCCUCUACCUUUGUUCAGGGAUAACAGUCUUGCUAAUUUUUAAUCAAAACUUUUCUUAAUUCAUGCUUAGGAUUCUUUGUACUUUCAAGAGUUUCUCUUAUACUGUAAAGUCUCUGUGCAUUAAAAUGCUCAAUGGCUGCCCAAUCAGACACAUGUAGUAAGACAGGUUUCUGAUGUGUUUUCUAAUGUGUGUAAUUCAAAAUUAGAAUUAGUUCAAUUUAUCCAGCAUUUGGGCAAAAAGUGUUUUCUAAUAGAAAGAAGGUACCUUCUUUUCAACAUUUGUAAGCUAGGAAAUAUUACUUAAAACUCUCAUCAGCAAAGAAAGCACUGGUUGUUUUAUAUAUAUAUAUAUAUAUAUAAAACAACCAGUUUUAUAAAAUUUGGGAGUAUGGAGCAGUACACAGAACAUUUGUUUGUGAAAAAAGUUUUUUUUUUAAGAAUGUUUAUUCCGAAGGCUGUAGUUUUGGUGUAGUUUAGGUGUUUCUACAAAUUUUCAAGAAAUUGCUAUGAAUUAAAAUGGGAGCUGUGAGGCACAAUUUUGAUCUUUUCCAUUAUUCUCCACUGAAUUAGAAUACUGAAAAUAGAUACAAGUAGAAACUGGAAAAUGUUCAAGGGUUUCAUUGUUCACCUAUGUGUCUCCUUCUGGAAUAGCCCAUUGCAUUGCUUGUAGCCUUAAAAAUACAGGCAGCCCACUGGGGUUGGGGACUACUCUAGAAAAGAUCUUCGCAGCCACUGCUUCUGGUGAUGGCUUCCCACAAGAUUGAGUGGAAUGGUUUUCUUCUUUAAAUCAUAGAUGGAGGACAACAUGAUUUGGAAAAAAAUGUUUUCUGUAAAGUUUAUGCUUCCCAUUGUUUUUCUCUGGCUGCCUGCCUUGAUGUUGGGGUUUCUGUUAUUCUGGGGGAACUGCUUUGAGGCUGGUUUUUAUGCUGUAUACAAAGAUUGUUUUGGAAAACUCUGAGCAGCUUUUUAAUGAACCUGACUGCAACUUCAGAAAUAACUUGACUAAUCAACAUGGGUUACAGUUGUUGGUGAUUUUUAUCUUUUGGUUCAUGGCUUCUUUUAUUGCAUUCUUCUGACACUGUAAAUGUGUCUGUUUGGAAAGCUGUGGUGCUGCAGUCAGGAAAACACUCUACCUAGCAUUGUGCUGCGUACAAGGUGAGACAUGCUGUUAAAUAGAAAAGAAAAUAGGUCUUUGUAGACAUAGAUGUGUGCAUUUUGGUUAGUCCUUAAUGUUUGGUCUUUUUCCCCCUGUGAUGUUGAUUACUUCCGUUACCUUGGAGCUUUGUGGAAGGGUAACCUACCUUGCACAGUAUUUACAUAACAGCAGCUAAUUUCAAAUAGCCUAUUUCCCUGUUAACCCUAAUCUUUCUAUGAAAGUUAAGGCUGGAGGAAAGCAAGUGCUGUAGUUCUGUGUACCCCGUGCCUAGUUAACCCCUUGCCCAAAAAACUGAAGCAACUUGGCUAAAGAAAAGUGAUGGCUAGUGCUUCCAGUCACUGAGACAGUGAAUUUGCUCCAUGUGUUAGUCUGAACCUUAAAGAAAUUAUCUAAAAGAGCUAUCCAAAAUGCUGACCCUAGUUUGGGGAUAGAGUCGUACAAACACUGAGAGUACAUCAUUUAAAUGACAUCAGAAACAUCAGCCACCGUGGAAGGAAAUGUAUUCUCCAGUUGUAGAACCCGGGCUUCUUUCACUUUCACAAUGCAGUACAAUAGUUGCCAUGAAAUGAAAGUAAUAGAAGAGAUUUUUAGAACUUCCAAUGAAACAUAUUGCUUGGAGUAACGCUUCUUGAUAGUGCACUGAGAUUAAUGGAAUGAUUCCUGGUUGUAGGAGCAAACCCUACUCCAGAUUCUGUAGAAGGACCUUUGCUACUGUAUAAAACAAGUAGGAACGGAAUAACUUAAAAGAGGAUGGAAGUGUGCUCCAGAAAGGAACACAAGGGACCAACAAUAGAAACCAAUCCAAAUGAAAACUUAAGAUUCUCUUUUCAAAACUCUUUACACUGGAAUGUUUCUCCUUGUCAACUUCACUACUUUUUAGCUCUGCUUUUACAAAAAUGUUUACAUUCUCAUUGGGAAAUGACUAGUGUUACAUAUGGCUACCACAAGGCAGCCAACUUGGCAAAGUGCACUGUGACCCACUUCUUCAAAACUUUAGCUGGUCAUUCAGAGGGGAGGGGAGGGGGAGGAGAAGCGUAUUGAGGGGUUAAUGUAUGAAUUGCAUGUAAACUUGGUUUUUGUUUUUUUUUAAUUUCAUGUGUCAGAUCAUCUGCAUGGAAGAUGCCGCAGUGCCCUGUCUGAGUUUGUAUGCCUGUGAUUUCUUAUUUUUCUCCUUCUUUAAAUGAUUAACUUCCUAGGAAAAUAAUCUCUCUCUACAUUUAGUUACUUGGAGGCAUUAAAAUAAAAACAACAACAAACACCCCAGUUGCCCUUUGUAUUCUUAAUGGAUUUUUUAAAAAGAUUGUGACUAAUUUGUUAGUGUAUAUAAAUUUAUUGCCAAUGAUUAUUGUUGUUAGACAACGAAUGCAAUAAAAGAAAUAUUGAAACUCA